GGAUACAAAGGAAUGUUUAUUAUUCUUAAGUUUACAAGAGAUCGGGUUUAGUAACGAUAAAGUUAAGGUUUAUGUUUUUAAAACCUUAAAUUACAAUCUUAGUAUACUUGCCACUUGCCAUAUUUUAUGUUUAAAUUUCUAUUAUAUUUGUUGUAUUGGAAACAAAUGAAUGUUGUUAUUGUAAUUUUUUCAUAAUUGCAUGAAUUGCAAAUGCUGUCCAGCUAUAAAAUUAAUUUUUUUUUCUUUAAGAAAUAUAGCUAUUUUGACGUUUGCUAAAAUGGGAGAAAAUUUUUAUGGACAUUAGUGUAUAUUCUUGUACACAUUGGAAUAUAUAUAUUAGAUAUUUCUAUUUUUUCGAAAAUACAUUAUAUUAAUAAAGUUAAGAUUCGACACUUUUGUUAUAGGCAUUAGUGAUUAAAAAUUGUCGAAAAUUCACAACAAGAAUUGAAGAAAAGAUGUGAAUGUUGUGUGAUAUUUUGUAAUUGUAUGGAUCGUUUAGAUUAAAUAAAAUGAAAUAUUGCACAUGAGCAAGAACGUACAGAGCCCCCAAAAAUUGUGAUCGUUGUUUUGAGGGCGAAGAAGAAAAUCAACAUGAACAAACCGAUACUGUUUUAAUUAAUUAUUUGCGAUUUUUCGCCCAAAUAAGAGUGAUUUUUUCGUUUCGCUGUUUAAAAAAUGAUUAGCGGUACGAACUUUUCUUCUUCGCACGUGUCUCGACAAGCAUCUCUGGAGCAUUUUGUCGCCACUGAGUCGUUAUUUUUCAGAUAACAAAGAACCCACAAUCUAUCAUCGCAAGAGGACCAAGAACACCAAGAAAAAGAGGUGCGUCAAGUUUUCGUGUCCUAAUCCGAAUUGCCAGAGCGCUUUUGGGUUGAAAUUCAGCUUGCGGCACCAUCUUCGCUACGAAUGCGGCCAGAAGCCCAGGUUCAAGUGUCCCUACUGCCACUACAUAUGCAAGCGCAAGGCCGACAUAAGAAAGCACAUUGGGCGCAAGCAUAAGAACCGUUAUGUCUAUGUCAUCGACAUUAUUCGGAAUGUUGUUUGUUAGGAUACAAAGGAUAUUAUUCUUAAGUUUACAAGAGAUCAUAUGUGGUAACGAUGAAAUUAAGGUUUAUGUUUUUAAAACCUUAAAUUACAAUCUUAGUAUACUUGCCAUAUUUUAUGUUUAAAUUUCUAUUAUAUUCGCUGUAUUGGAAACAAAUAAAUGUUAUGUUAUUAUUGUAAGUUUUUCAUAAUUGCAUAAAUUGCAAAUGCUAUCCAGCUCUAAAAUUAAUUUUUUUUAAAUAUAGCUAUUCUGACCUUUGUUAAAAUGCGAGGAAAUUUUUACGGACUACAGAGUACACUUAUUCUUGUACACAUUGGAAUAUAUGUUAGAAUUUUCUGUUUUUUAAAACUACACCUAUAUAUUUGAAAGAUUAAGAUUUAGUACUUUUUUUUAUAGAUAUCAAGUAAUUAAAAAUUGUUAUUAUUGAAAACUUACACCAAGAAUUAAAGAAAUGUAAAGUUUAUGUGAUAUUUGUAAUUGUGUGGAGCGUUUAGUUUAAAUAAAAUGGAGUAUCUUACAGGAGCAAGAACGUUCAGAGUCCCCAAAAGUUGUAAUCGCUGUUUCGAGAGUGAAGGAGAAUAUUAACAUGGACAAGCGGAUAUUGCUUUAAUUAAUUAUUUGCGAUUUUCCGCCCAAAUAAGUGUUUUUUUCGUUUCGCUGUUUAAAAAAUGAUUAGCGAUAACAAAGAACCCAUAAUCUAUCGUCGCAAGAGGACCAAGAACACCAAGAAAAAGAGGUGCGUCAAGUUUUUAUGUCCUAAUCCGAAUUGCCAGAGCGCUUUUGGGUUGAAAUUCAAUCUGCAGAAACAUCUUCGCUACCAAUGCGGCCAGAAGCCCAGGUUCAAGUGUCCCUACUGCGACUACAUAUGCAAGUUCAAGGCCGAUGUAAAGAAACACAUCCCAACCAGGCAUCAGAACUGCUAUGUCUAUGUCAUCGAUAUCGAGCGGAAUGUUGUUUGUUAGAGUACGAAGAAAUGUGUAUUAUUUCUUAAGUUAACAAGAGAUCAUUUUUGGUAACAGUGAAGUUUAUGUAUGUUCUUUUUACAAUCUUGUAUUAAAAUCUUAAUGUUGUACUUGCCAUAUUUUAUGUUGAAGUAUCUAUUAUAUCCACUGCAUGACAAUGAUAGAUAUUAUUGUAAUUUUUUCAUAAUUGCAUAAAUUGCAAAUGCUAUUCAGCUCUAAAAUUAAUUUUUUUUUAAUAUAGCUAUUCUGACCUUUGCUAAAAUGCGAGGAAAUUAUUACGGACUAUAGAGUAUAUUCUUGUACACAUUAGAAUAUAAAUUAGAAAUUUCUAUUUUUUAAAACUACACCUAUAUAUUUGAAAAAUUAAGAUUUAGUACUUUUGUUGUAGACAUCAAGUAAUUAAAAAUUGUUAUUAUCGAAAACUGACAGCAAGAAUUAAAAAAAUGUGAAACUUAUGUGGUAUUUGUAAUUGUAUGGAACGUUUUUAGUUUAAAUAAAAUGGAGCCCCUCACAUGAACAAGAACGUUCAAAGCCCUGAAAAAAUGUGAUUGCAGUUUUUCGUUUUGCGGUUUAAAAAACGAUUUAGCAAUACGAACUUUUUUCGUAUGUUUUGACGACUAUUUCUGGAACAUUUUAUCGCGAACGAGUCAUUAUUUUUCAGGUAACAAAGAACUGACGACCUAUCUUCACAAGAAGACCAAGAAGAUCAAGAAAAUGAAGUGCGUUGAGUUUUCGUGUCCUAAUUCGAAUUGCCGGAGCGCUUUUGGCCUGAAAAACAACUUGUAUAGACAUCUUCGCUACGAAUGCGGCCAGAAGCCCAGGUUCAAGUGUCCCUAUUGCGACUACGCAUGCAAGUUCAAGUUCGACAUAAAAAGGCACAUUCAAGCCAAGCAUAAGAACUGCUAUGUCUAUGUCAUCGAUAUUGUUCGGAAUGUUGUUUGUUAGGAUACAAGGGAAUGUGUUAUUUGUAUAGUUAAAAUUAAGAUUAAUUAAAUAAGAUUCAACAUUUUUUUUAUAGACAUCAAAUAAUGAAAAAUUGUUACUAUUGAAAACUGACAAUGAGAAUUAAAGAGAAAGUGUGAAAUUUAUGUGAUAUUUGUAAUUGUAUGGAAAGUUUUUGGUUUAAAUAAAAUAGAGCAUUUUACAUGAACAAGAAGGUUCAGAGUUCUCAAAAAUUGCGACUGCAGUUUUGAAUAAUAAUGGCGUCUUUUCGUUUUGUGGUUUAAAAAACAAUUAGCGGUACAAAUUUUUUUCGUAUGUGUCUUGACGACCAUCUCUGUAAUAUUUUAUCGCGAAUGAGUCGUUAUUUUUCAGAUAGCAAAGAAUCGACGCUCCAUCGUCGCAAGAGGAACAAGAGAAUGAGGGGGUGCGCCAAGUUUCUGUGUCCUAAUCCGAAUUGCCAGAGCGCCUACACGUGCAAAUACAACCUGCAGACCCACAUUCGUUACCACUGCGGCCAG
Temnothorax curvispinosus is the source of this 3467-nucleotide messenger RNA. Its product is annotated as zinc finger X-chromosomal protein-like. The transcript is spliced from 2 exons. The record is from RefSeq and is a predicted model, not a curated record. NCBI's taxonomy places the organism in Eukaryota, Metazoa, Arthropoda, Insecta, Hymenoptera, Formicidae. Bases 1714 to 2007 code for a protein of 97 amino acids.